CAAAACGAAAAAAAGCGGCCAAAGAACAACGCCAAAUGCUGUGUAGUUGCCCACUGUUCAAUUUCUUAUUAUAACUCGUUCAAAUAAACAAAUAUACAGAAAUAGUAACAGCCUCGAUGUGCGCUGCAAAACGGUCGAGAGUUUAACAGCACAAGAAGUACUUUGAAUAUGUUGUCAAGUAAACGAACGGCUCUUAUUGAAGAUGAUUCUUUGAACCACCUCCAUGAAUUUGGCUCUCGGUCCUUGUCUAGAUAAUCUAAGGAACCGGAACAGGGCUCCACUAGUUUUACACCAGAAACGUCAGAUCUGGCAUCCAAGACUACUCCUGUUGAUAUGAUAAGUAGUGGACCGCCACGCGAUCCCAUGCUUCCGUACUUGACUUCGAGUUCAGCAGAGUCGUCGACCCUAGAUCUAUUGGCUCCGCUGGACGGACGGUCACAAGAUGAACUUGAAGAUUCCGAUACGCAAGAGGAACUGGUUCUUGGUGAACCCAUAGAGAGUGAAUGCUGCCAAUUGGAGCUCGAAGAAGACGUUAGGUUGGUUAUUGAAGAGCUCAUAGCGAAAGAAUAUUUCGAGCCGCAAGUGCAAGAAGAGAUAAGGUUGGAUGUUGCAAAGUUCAGAUCGAACUUCGAAGAGAUUAGAACUAAUAUCAUAAAUAUUGGCCUGGGUCUUGAAAAGAUCAUUUCAAAUAGUGACCUGGUCGAAGCAUAUUGCAAACUUAUUAAAGCGACUUCGGAUGUCGUUACCACUGAUGAACACACUGAGGAGAGGCAACCGUGUAUGGACGUUAUUAAGGGGCUCCUUGAAAGUGUCUUAUCGAUAGUAUAUGAAAUAUCGAAUAUCGAAAAGGGUAACUUAUUGAAUAUUGACAAGAUCCUUUCAUAUGGUUAUUUCACGUGGGAAGUCGAAGAAAGAAUUGGAUCGAAUAUUGAACAUUUUAGACUAUUUCAUGAAGAUUUGAGACCGACAAUCGAAGCAAAUAUCCGAUCGAUUGUUGAAAAAAUCAGCUCAAAUGAAUAUAACAUAUCGGAAAUCCAAUGGAAUAUCACCGUGAAUAUCGACGGAAUCAUGUUAAUUAAUCAAGAGUCCUGCGCAACUUUUGAUUUCAGGUCUAUGGGUUUCGGGGAUAUCAUAGAGCAAUCUAUGUAUAAGAAACCGGAUAUCGAAGAUAUUAAGGAUAGUCUUGAUCACCUCAGAGCGACUGGUUAUCUGAUCAGACACUUGUUUGAAGCUACUAAAACGAGUUUGGCAACAACAGGAAGAAAGGACAAUAUUGAAAGAAGUAGAGAAGAUAUAAGAUCGAAUUUUGAAAAGUUCACAUUGGCUUUACCUCAAACAUUGGAUUCCGAAGAUUCUAUCAUAUCGGAUAUUGAACAUAGUCUUUCAAAUGGUGAUUUCAUAUGGCAAACGAAAGAAGCUGUUAGAUCGGCAAUUGACAAGAUUCGAUUCAUUAAUGAAAAUCUCAGACCGAAUCUUGAAGACGAUCUUUUUGACAUUCUUGAAAAAAUCGACUUAAAUGGAUGUGUCACAUCGGAUAUCGAAGAAGAUAUUAGAUACAAUAUGGUCAAAAUCUCAUUAAGUAAGGUAAGCUUUGCCUCAGAUUCCGAAUUUAUGGGUGUCGAAGAUUUCAUGGACGAUGGUGAAAGUAUAAAUUCGAAUAGUGAAGUUGAAACGAAUACUGAGGAAAAUUACAGAAAGAAUAGCAAUAUAGGAAAUACCGGAGAUGACAUUAGCUCAAAUAGCGAACAUGAAACGAAUACCCAAGACAAUAUCAAGCCAAGCAAUGAAGACCUUAGGUCAAAUAGUGGUGAUAAAAUGAAUGACAAUAAAAGAAGUAGAGAAGAUAUUAAAACGAUUGCCAAAGACAAUAUCAGAUCAAAUAAUGCAGACAUCAUACCAAAUAGUGAAGGUAACACAAAUACUGGAAACAAUAUCAAAUCAAGUAAUGAAUGCAUCAGAUCAGGUACUGAAGAUAAAACGAAUACUAAAGACAAUAAAACAAAUAGAGAAUAUAUUAGACCAAAGAGUGAAGACAUUAGAUCAAAGAGUGAAGAUACUCUAAUGAAUAGCGAAGAAUAUAUCAGAUCAAAUAUUGAAAAUAUCAGAUCGACCCUUGGAGAACUUAGAACAAAUAUCGAAGAAAACAUUAGACCGAAUAUGGAAAAAAUUAAAACGAAUAUCAAAAGAAAUUCUGCAUCUUUGGAUAACAAAACUUCACUACAAAGCUUUCAAGUCAAUUCCCAAGGAGAUGUUGAAACCUCCCACAGUCCGUCGACUGAUACAAUAAACAAUUUCGAAAUCUCAAAAGAAACUGCAUCCACUACCCUUCCUGCUUCUGCUGAUUUUACUGAGUCUCCAAACUUAUCGUCUAAUUCGAAAAAUCGUACUGUCCUAAAGCUUAUCACCCCAGAUGCUCCAUUAGAUACUACAUCAUCUGACUUUAGACCUGUUUAUCGACCGCCCAAGUCAGGAAAAUUUAAGCUUCUUUGCCAAAAGUUCUUCUGGAUAGGAAUCUUAAGUGAAAAGGGGGACCCUCAAUUAUUCCACAAUUUAGUUAUUAGGGCCUUAGUCCACCUUUAUACUUCGAAAGAAGAUCCUCCUCGUGAUAUGCUAGCACCGAUGGCCGUCAAACCCGAAAUGUGGAAAGACUAUGAAUUUGAAAGAUGUCUAUUCCAUAUUUUUGAAGUUGAAAAACGUACCUCUAAACGGCAAGAUCUUAUAAAUUAUCUUAAAAAGGUUCCUUAUCAGUUAAGGGCACUUUAUGUGAUUUACACCUACGAGGGACAAAACUCUAAUAUUCUUUUUCGGGUUCCAGAAUAUCAUUGGAUACCUCCGACUAUCGAUCAAACUAGAGAAUUGGUAAGUCUCCAAUUAGAUAAAUAUGUCCUUCAAAAGAGUGACCUAACUAUUCAGAAGAUUGAUUUGCUAAUGAAUUCCCUUGAGAAAAAUAUUGACGAAAUUGAAUUGGGAGACCAUAGGAUUAAGCUUAAACCAAUAUUUGAAGAUAUUGGGAAAAAAAUUAAAACCAUAAGGGAGGAAAUACCCUUGCUCUUUGCCUUUGUCAAUUCUUGGGUUUCCUCUAAAAUCGAAUAUAUUGAUACUAUCAAAUGUUUUCGAAUAGCGACAAACAUUAAUGUGUCUCCUUCUCUUAUCAGGAAACACCAAAAAUACUCAAUUGAAAGGCACAAGCUAGAAAGUUACCAUGACUUGAUUAGGAACACCACUAUUCCGGCUUCCCUACCUCCUAUCCCAAAUGUUCAUCUCAUUCUCAAUGAUGUUUCAGGAAGUGUGGUUCUCUUUAAGUUUAGAGCCAAAGCCAACAACUAUUCCCAUUUACUUGGGUUAUUCUCAAAGCAUCUUGCCAAUAUGAGUGUGAAACCUCACUUUGAAAUAUUUGACGACAACGUAUUUGAUUCUAGUAUUGUGGUUUUCGGGACUGAAUAUGAGUUCAAGGGGAUAAUUCUGCUCAAUUCUUCUCAAACUCCGAUACCUUAUUUGGGAAAGAAGAAUGAAUCAACUGAGCUCCAGAUAAUUUCACCAAUUAUCUACUGUUCCAGUUGUUCCACUCAAAACCAUUCUAGAUUUUCCUGUCCCAAGUUACCAUGUGUAUUUUGCAAAAGUCGAGAGCAUAUUGGUCAAGAUUGUAAACUUAAACCGCCUCCCAAAGCAAAGAAGGACAAAAGACCAUCAACUACAGCCUAAGAAGGAAGUACAAGGGCUAGUAGAGAGUUAGUUGAUUAUUACUAAAACUUUUCUCCCUUCUUCUCUUGUCUGAUUCUUGAUCUUCUUGUUCGAAAGUAAUUAUUAUGCUAAUUUAGUAAAAUCUUUCAAUUACCACUACAACACGUACAAUUUAAUGGGAACUUAUUCUUUAUGGUGCCUCCUCGCUCACUGCCUAUUGGAGCCUAUUAUUCGAGAGAUCAUGUUUUCGACUGUCUCCAGAGACCCUGAUUUUGUUAC
Molecule: messenger RNA, 3960 nt
Organism: Hyphopichia burtonii NRRL Y-1933
Lineage: Eukaryota; Fungi; Ascomycota; Pichiomycetes; Serinales; Debaryomycetaceae
Exons: 1
Coding region: 334-3702 (1122 amino acids)
Source: RefSeq, a predicted model, not a curated record